AUGCUCUGUACAAACAGACCCGAGGGCUUCGGCCCAGCCUCCCACCUCAAUUCCUCAACCCUCCCCACAACUUGUUUCACAGACGUUAUCCUCAUUCCCCUUCCAACUUGGCUUGCUCUCGCCUUCGUACCUAUCCUCUUUGCUCUAGGGCAACACCACCGCAAAAUCAACUAUAACCCCUCCACCGCACACUUGCGCUCCAAUACCCGCUCCUCAUGUCUUUACCUCACCUUCCUCAUCAUUUACUACUUCCUCAUUUUUGCAAACAUCGCCAUGCUUACUCUCGAAAUCGUGCGGUUGACUAACCUUCACUAUGGCAUUGGUUUACUGCCAUUCGCCUACGCCGGAAUCCUUCUCUCGGCUGCUUUGUUUUGGAGUGAAGGGAUACAAAGACGUGUAAAGUGGUGGCAAGGAAUAAACAUGUUAGUUUGGGUAGGAGGAAUUAUCAUGAGUGCUGUGCAGGUUAUUGGAUUGAAACAACAAUAUGGCUACGAUGGGAGAAAGGAGAGCAAAUACCCAGUUAGCGACCAGAUUCUUGAUGUAGCUGUCAUGGCGGGUGUAUAUGCCGUCAUUGCGCUACUGGAGGUGGUGCUGGUAGUAUGGAGGAGAAAGAGAAGAACAUCAGCCAUGAGGUUGGAGAGAGGAGAAAUGGGUGCGUUUGAAUAUGGGAGAGGUGUAAGUGAGAGCUCUGGCAUGAAGGAGUAA
Molecule: messenger RNA, 705 nt
Organism: Botrytis fragariae
Lineage: Eukaryota; Fungi; Ascomycota; Leotiomycetes; Helotiales; Sclerotiniaceae
Exons: 2
Coding region: 1-705 (234 amino acids)
Source: RefSeq, a predicted model, not a curated record